Molecule: messenger RNA, 477 nt
Organism: Lathyrus oleraceus (garden pea)
Lineage: Eukaryota; Viridiplantae; Streptophyta; Magnoliopsida; Fabales; Fabaceae
Product: eukaryotic translation initiation factor 4 gamma-like
Exons: 1
Coding region: 1-477 (158 amino acids)
Source: RefSeq, a predicted model, not a curated record
AUGACAUCUGAGGCUUUUAAGCAGAAAGGCCUAUCUGAACAAGUCAGAAAUGACUUUAUCAGAGAAACUAGAGAGAGGCUAAAGGCUCGUCUGGCUAGAGAGGUAGAAGAGAGAGCUCACAGAGAAGCAGAAGAAAAGGUUAGACUGGAAGCAAAAGAGAAAGACAGAAGAAAAACUGUAGAAAAGGCCACUAUUGAGGCUGCUGCUGCUGAAGCUGAGGCCAAAGCCAAGACUGACGCGGAAGAAGCAUCACACAUUGUUGUGGAAGCAGUUUCCAAGGCAAAGGACACAACUCUGACUCAAGGGGAGCCAUCUCAUUCUGAAUUUUCUCCGCUGGUAUUGAAGACUCUAGAGGAACUACAGAAAGAGCAACAGAUUAUGAGGGCCAGACUAGAUCAACAGGACUCUAUCAACUCCAACAUUCAGAAUUUGUUGACUCAGCUACUACAGAGGAUGUAUCCUCCUCCGAACCCUUAG